GUUUGGGUACACAACUAUACGAAGGUGAUUCCUCCGAUUCAUCGCCCUAUCCGUCGGGCCUUACGACGACCACACCAUCUCAACAAAGGUUAGGAGACAAAGUGGUGAGAGUUAAGGUGGCUAGGCUUUUUGGCGGUGGUGAUUCGACGGGGAAGAGGGCAAUGAGUAAAGCUAGUUUGGGAGAAAGGAGGACAAUGAAAAAGGCUAGGUCAAUGGUGGCAAUAGAUGUCGGCAAAGUUGGUGAGAGAGGACGGUGUGGCCGGUAG
Molecule: messenger RNA, 266 nt
Organism: Dovyalis caffra
Lineage: Eukaryota; Viridiplantae; Streptophyta; Magnoliopsida; Malpighiales; Salicaceae
Source: the annotation of a GenBank genome assembly